Messenger RNA from Ruditapes philippinarum (Manila clam), 3721 nucleotides. Its product is annotated as gastrula zinc finger protein XlCGF8.2DB-like. NCBI's taxonomy places the organism in Eukaryota, Metazoa, Mollusca, Bivalvia, Venerida, Veneridae. The transcript is spliced from 2 exons. The record is from RefSeq and is a predicted model, not a curated record. Bases 204 to 953 code for a protein of 249 amino acids.
GUAAGACGCCAUGUCAUAAUGAGAACAGUUUGUAAAUUCUGACCUGUGAUGCAGUUGGAGUCAAGUUUUGCCACAGUAUUGUACAGUACUUAUUUCACUGAUUGGGAUACAUUGUAAUAAGUUGGACAUAACUUAAAUACAGUGCUGAAUAAAGAAGAAGGAACAUUUUGAGGACAGAAAAAAAACAUUUGUACAUACAAACAAUGAGUGAAAACUUGAAGAUGAAUACAAAUGAAAAAAAGAAGAUGAAUACAACUGAAAAAAAGUUUAAGUGUGCGUUUUGUGAAAGUGCAUAUAACUAUAAGAGCGAUUUAAAGAGACAUAUAAGAAAACAUAGUGAAGAAAAACCAUUUAAAUGUAAUGUAUGUGGAAAAGGUUUUAAACAAAAGAGUCACGUAAAACAACAUAUGAGAGUACAUACAGGAGAAAAACCAUAUGAAUGCAAAUUAUGUAGUAUGGGUUUUACGCAAAUGAGUCGUAUUAUGCAACACAUGAGAAUCCAUACUGGAGAAAGAGAAAAAGUAGGAAAACGAUAUAAAUGUGAUAAAUGCGAUAGUAAAUUCGCUCGAAAGAAUUAUCUCACAAUACAUUUAAGAGUGCAUACUGGAGAAAAACCAUUUAAAUGUAAUAUAUGUGAUAGUGCAUUCAGCAGAAAGAUGGUGCUAAAGGAACAUAUGACCAUACAUACAGGAGAAAGACCAUUUCAUUGUAAUGUGUGCGAUAAAACAUUCAGACAAAAGAUAUGUCUGAAAAACCAUAUGAGAAUACAUACAUUAGAAAAACCAUUUGCAUGCGGUCUAUGUGAUAAAACAUUCAGACAAAAAGUACAUCUAAAAACCCAUAUGAGAAUACAUACAGGAGAAAAACUAUUUACAUGUGGCGUUUGUCAGUGUAGUUUUAGUACAGUUGGUGGUCUUAAGCAACAUAUGAUAAUACAUGUUAAUAAUGGUUAAAAAACUAUGUACAUGUAAUGAAUGUAACUGUACAAAUUACAAUUGUGUGAUUUCAGCUUUAGAACAACCAGUUUUAGACCAUUUUUAGCUCGACUUUUCUAUGAAAAGGGGAGCUAUCCUACUCGCCCCGGCGUCGGCGUCGGCGUCGGCGUCGGCGUUGGCGUCGGCGUUGGCGUCACACCUUGGUUAAGUUUUUCGUACCACCCCACUUUAUUUCAGAAGUAUUACAAGUAUGGCUUUGAAACUUACCAUACUUGUUCACCAUCAUAACCUCCAUCUACAGACAAGAGUACAUAACUCUGUCAAGGUUUUUGACAGAAUUAUGGCCCUUUUUUGACUUAGAAAGUGUAUUGAGCUUGGUUAAGUUUUUUGUACCACCUCACUUUAUUUCAAAACCAUUGGAGGUAUUGCUUUGAAACUGACCAUACUUGUUUACCAUCACGACCUUCAUCAACAGACAAGAGGACAUAACUCUGUCAAGGUUUUUGACAGAAUUAUGCCCCUUUUUGACUUAGAAAAUACAUUGAAUAUAAGUAAAAUCCACUUAUUGCCUUAACCCUUUGAGAUAUUGCUUUGAAACUUUUAAUGCUAUUUCACAUCAUUACCCCCAUCUGUACGCAAGAGAAGGUAACUCUGUCAAGAAUUUGUUUUAAAAAUUAAGGCCUUUUAUCGACUUAGAAUCUUGGUUAAGUUUUUUGUACCACCUCACUUUAUUUCAAAACCAUUGGAGGUAUUGCUUUGAAACUGACCAUACUUGUUUACCAUCACGACCUUCAUCAACAGACAAGAGGACAUAACUCUGUCAAGGUUUUUGACAGAAUUAUGCCCCUUUUUGACUUAGAAAAUACAUUGAAUAUGGGUAAAAUCCACUUAUUGCCUUAACCCUUUGAGAUAUUGCUUUGAAAACUUUUAAUGCUAUUUCACAUCAUUACCCCCAUCUGUACGCAAGAGAAGGUAACUCUGUCAAGGAUUUGUUUUAAAAAUUAAGGCCUUUUAUCGACUUAGAAUCUUGGUUAAGUUUUUAGUACCAGUCCACUUUUUGACUGAACUGUUUGAGAUAUUUAAUUUGAAAGUUGGAAUACUUGUUUACAAUCAUGAUUCCCAAACAUGUCCAGGAGAAGGUAAUUCUGUCAAAGAUUUUAUUUGAAUUAUGGCCCUUAACUGUCAAUGUUUUGUAUUAUAGGCAAGCACUAAAAAACUUAAAAAAUCUAAAAAAAUUCAUUCCUAUCCACUUGUUCACUCUCAAAGUGGGUUUAAUACUAUUAAAUUUAUUUAAGGCUCAACUCAGUUUUUUUUUCUUUCUUACCAGCCCUCUUUUGACUUAAACAUUUCAAACUUUGCUGCAGUGUUCAAGGGUAUCACACAAUUCAGUAAAAUAAUUCUUCACUAAAUAUCUUAAUGCUCAUGGCCAUUGUUCACUUUAAAAAUACAGAGAUUCUUGUAUUGCCUUUUACUGCAAAAACUUUUUUUAUUGGCAAGCAAUAAAAAAGUCGAGCGCGCUGUCUUACGGACAGCUCUUGUUGGUCUUGACUAUUAUGCUCCCCGAAAAAUUUGGGGGAGCAUAUGUGAUAAGCUCAGCAAUUUUGGUCCAAAUGAGAUAUUUAACAACUGUUUCACAGAAAUGAUCACCAUAUUGCAGGUCAAGGUCACAGCAGGACCUUGCAGCAAAAAUCGUGUCUGGCCCAUAUCUUUGUUAUCUCAAGUUUGGUUUACAACUAUUUCACAGAAAUGAUCACCAUACUGAGAUGACGUGUCACACGCAACAGUUGGGUUGUUUUUACACUUUUAACUUUGUCUGUGACAUAACUCUGACACUACAAGAGGUAAAACCUUCCAGAUUAAAAUAUGAAAAUGUAUUUUGGACAAUUUAGUAAUCAUUUAUUGAGGGAUUGAAACACAAAUGGUCACUAUCAUAACUACUGGUAUAAAACAUGAAAUUUAGGUGAAUAUAUCAAGGUCAAGGUCACUUAAGAUGAUAAAAUAUAGAAAUUUGUCCAGAGUAUAAUCCUCCACACAUGGUGGGAUUCCAAUAAAACUUCAUAGAAAUGUUCAACACUAUGAGAAGCAGUGUCACGUGUAUGAAUCAGGUUUCUAGGUUAAAGGUUAAGGUCACACUUAGAGGUCAGUGAAAAUAGCUUGUUUUGAGCCAAACUUCUACAUUCAUUAACUUGGCACAAAUAUUCACCAUUGUGAGGCUGAUUGCGCACAUAAUCCAGGUACCUGUUACCAAAGUCAAGGUCACAUAGAGAGGUCAAAAUUUGUAUACGGGGACCAUCUCACCAUCUUGUCAUCAUUUAUUGAUGGAUUGUAACACAAGUAAUAAUUAUGACUACAAGUGUGACACAUUUAAUUUAGGUUAAUAUUUGAAAGGUUAAGGUCACUAGAGAUGAUAAAAUAUCCAGAUAAUUUCCUGAUUUUCCCAGAACACAUCUCCUAUAUAUGCAUAUCUAUAAUGCCCACAUCUCUGUCUAAAGCUUUUGUGACGGGUGUAUUUUGCGACAAUGUCGCCGUUGUUAAAGAUUUGUUUAAACCUUUUAAUUGCUUGCUUUUAGAAAGAGUAAAAAAAGAGUUGAGUGGUUCCCCAACUGGUUGCCCCCUCCCAGUGGUGGGUCUUGAUGCUUAUUGAUGUUGUUUGUACAAUAAGAUAUUUAGUCAUUGGCAGAAUAAAUGUUUCUAUCACAACAGUUAACCUUGUCUCUGAUGUUUUCUUGUGUUCAUUUGUUUUAACAAAAGUACAAAUGAGCUGCGUCACAACAAAACCAACAUAG